AUGAACCAGAAGAGACACAACAGGUCCAAUCAGACGAGAACAAGAGACUCAGAACGACCAGAAAGACACAAAACCAAGAUAAAGACUCACAAAUGGAAUCCACGACCUGCUCUGACUCACAGCCGCUCAGCGACUCGUGGGGGAGUUUUCCUGUCGCACCGGUUUGUCGAGUUCAGAGCAGGAAGUCCUCCGAGUCUAGACGAGCAGCCGCCGGCUGAACCNAGCCGACCCUCUGAGGGACUAGAGGCUGAACCGAGCCGACCCUCUGAGGGACUAGAGGCUGAGCUGACCCAGCAGGUCCGUCCGGGGGUUCUAGUCGCGAUGGCCCACGGCUCGGUUCUGACUCUGGUUCUGACUCUGACUCUGGUCCUGCUGAUGCUCUGCAGUGCUGCCGAGGCUCGAGUCCGACUGAACUCCAUCAGAACCGUGAUCAUCAGAGAGGAGCCGGCGGCGAACAGGAGCAGCUGGGAGGCCGGCAUGGACCUGACGCUCUACCGGUGCAUGAGCGACCUGGAGUGCAGCGAGGGCAGCUUCUGCCACGCCCCCACCAGAGGCCCCGCCCACUCCCGCUGCCAGGCCUGCCGGCGGAGGAAGAGGCGUUGCCAUAGGGACGGCAUGUGUUGCCCCGGCAACAGCUGCAGCAGCAACGUCUGCGUCGCCACCGAGGACGGCUCCACGUCUCAGCGGAUCGCCGGCGCUCACGGAGGUCCGGCGUCCACUGAGAAGCGCCGGCGGGAGAGAGGCGGGGCGGAGGUGGGCGGAGCCUCAGGUACAGGUCGGGUCGGCGAUCCGUGUCUCCGGUCCUCCGACUGCUCCGACUCGGCGUGCUGCGCGCGACACUUCUGGACCCGCAUCUGCAAGCCGGUGCUGCAGGAGGGACAGGUGUGCACGCGACACCGCCGCAAAGCCGGCCACCGCGGCCUGGAGCUGUUCCAGCGCUGCUCCUGCGCCGACGGGCUGAGCUGCCGGACGCUGCCGGACGCCGGCGUCCAGCCUUCGUCCUCCUCGCUGCUCGCCGCCGCCGCCAAGUCCAAGUUCGCCCCGUCUCACCGCUCCUUCGUCGCUUUGUCGGCGAAGCCUUCGCCGGUGAAGAUCCGGCUUCACGUCUGCCAGAGAAACUGA
This is a messenger RNA of Stegastes partitus (bicolor damselfish), 1122 nucleotides long. NCBI's taxonomy places the organism in Eukaryota, Metazoa, Chordata, Actinopteri, Pomacentridae. The record is from RefSeq and is a predicted model, not a curated record.